Messenger RNA from Bacidia gigantensis, 2277 nucleotides. RefSeq lists its product as uncharacterized. Lineage: Eukaryota; Fungi; Ascomycota; Lecanoromycetes; Lecanorales; Ramalinaceae. The transcript is spliced from 3 exons. Gene Ontology annotation, molecular function: proline dehydrogenase activity; FAD binding. Gene Ontology annotation, cellular component: mitochondrion. The record is from RefSeq and is a predicted model, not a curated record. The coding region runs from base 1 to 2277 and encodes 758 amino acids.
AUGUCAGAGCCAGGGAGUGAUCUUGCAGAAGAGAGUGUCACAUCCGAAUGCAACUCUCCUCCAGGCGGCGUACGACUAGACUUCAGCAGCCGCCACGCUAUACAACACUCACAACACUCCAUAGCCGGUGGCGUGCCACUAGGCAAUCAUGAUCAAGAACACGAUCAGUAUUUCCGGCCUUCCAUUUUAGCAGGCGAACAGUCAUCAAGCAACUCAGGCCUUUGCAGCCCUUUCAAUCCACAUGCCCCGCAAUUCAUAUCCAGGCUCCAUUUAAUGACACCGCCGCAGGUGUCCGAACGAACAUCCUCACCCUUCCCAUCCCUUGGUGAGUUGCAAGAGAUGUACCGAAAAGUUACCGAAGCCAUUCAAUCGCAAACACCCCAGAAGCGGCUCACAGACCUUUAUACACAUUCACGGGAGGUGAUGCGUCUUUAUCGACUGACGCUCAGCAAGAUCCACGAAAUAGAGGGUCUGCACGAUCAAGCAUGUGAAAAGGGAGACCAGGAAAGCGCAGAGGCUUUCAUUCAAGAGAUCCUCAGGAUGGAGAAUGUCCGCGACGGAUUGCUGGAAAAAGAGGCGAGAUUGCAGGAACAGCUCAAAGUUCUCGAGGAGGAGGCAUCUAUCAAGCGGAAAGUAAGUGGAAGGGACUAUGACAAAGGGGCUCGCCAGAAAAUCGUCAUGCUUGACGAGAACAAGGAGGACCUACCCGGGCUCGGCUAUUCGCGGUUGGUUGACUUUCUCCACUCCCCACCAAUCUUGUAUCAUGGCGACGCUUGCCUGCUUGCCUACUUCCUUCACGGUGUCGCUGCUAGAGAGACCCAUUCUCCUUCAAUUUGCAACAAAGCGACCGAAAUCACGGCGAUGAGAGACUUAUCGAAGGCUCUAGCUUUCAGCUCUGCGAUCAAAAGCCUACCACAUCGAGCGACGUACGCAAGCAACAGAGCUAUCACGACUCAAGUCUCGCUCACUGAUCUGACGAGAAAGAGGCUUGCAGCGGAUCCUGAAAGAAACCUGGUCAAAGAACGACCGUUAUCACUUCUUUCUCUCUCACAUCUGCUUCGUUCGUAUGCCAUCACGAGUCUUUCCUCUUCUCCAAGAAUCUUGAGCCCAGUAUUGAGAGCAUUCUCAGUGCUUGCAAACUCAUCAUGGGCAGUAUUAAGUCCAGACCGCAAUCCAUUGCUGCAUUUCGUUUUGAAGAAGACAUUUUACGCUCACUUCUGUGCUGGUGAGACAACACAAGAGGUCAAGCGAACAGUUGAAGGCCUAAAGAAACUUGGCUUCAAAGGCGUGAUUCUUUCCUACGGCAAGGAGAUUGUACUGGAGCGAGGCGAUAAACCAGAAAUUAGGAAGACAGAGACUCGUGAAGAAAUGAAGGAGGUGGACUCAUGGAGAGAAGGGACAAUCAAGACGGUCGAGAUGGCUGUACCAGGAGACUUUGUUGCUCUCAAAUUCUCAGGAGCAGGCCAUAAUGUUAUGCGCCAGCUGGCUGCCAACGCACCGCUGCCUCCUGUAGUCGAGGCAGCAGCCAUCGAGAUUUGCGAGCUCGCGAGGAUGAAAAGGGUCAGAUUGCUGUUUGAUGCUGAGCAAAGUGCUGUGCAAGAUGGAAUCGACACAUGGACUCUUGAGUUUCAAAGAAGGUACAACCGUGGUAGAGCAAUCGUGUACGGCACUUAUCAGGCGUAUUUGAGGUCCGCACCGAUGACUCUAGCCAGGCAUCUCAAGGUCGCUGAACAGGAGAAAAUCGUGCUUGGUGUCAAGCUCGUCAGGGGCGCAUACAUGUCAACUGAUCCCCGUAAUCUGUUCUGGGCGUCCAAGGAAGGUACAGAUAAAGCUUAUGACAAGAUUACUGAGGGUCUCCUGAAGCGACGGUGGAACAGCGUCCUUCGAUAUUCGGGAGCGCCACAUGCAUUUCCAGAGACUGAGCUGGUACUUGCAAGUCACAAUCAGAUCUCUGUUGAGAAAGCCAUGGAAAUACGAAAGCAGCAGUCAGAGCGAGACGAAAAGAAGAUCGACGCUGUCUAUGGACAACUCAUGGGCAUGGCUGACGAAGUAAGCUGUGGUCUGAUCCUGGCAAACAAGAACAAAACAAAUGGUAGCGACCACCAUAUAGAAGACGUAGGGCCAAGUGCGUACAAAUACAUGGUCUGGGGCUCUGUGGGCGACUGUUUGAAAUAUCUCGUCCGAAGGGCUGAGGAAAAUCGGGAUGCGGUAACAAGGGCGCAGAGCAGUCGAGCGGCCUUGAGAAAUGAGUUGAUGCAGAGGGUAGGUUUGUCAUGA